Messenger RNA from Bradysia coprophila, 1404 nucleotides. It is a transcript of the gene PCID2, whose product is annotated as PCI domain-containing protein 2. Gene Ontology annotation, cellular component: transcription export complex 2. The record is from RefSeq and is a predicted model, not a curated record. Gene Ontology annotation, biological process: poly(A)+ mRNA export from nucleus; post-transcriptional tethering of RNA polymerase II gene DNA at nuclear periphery; transcription elongation by RNA polymerase II. Gene Ontology annotation, molecular function: RNA binding; double-stranded DNA binding. Lineage: Eukaryota; Metazoa; Arthropoda; Insecta; Diptera; Sciaridae.
GUGUGAUGACUACCAUCACAACCGGCAAUCAGCACAAAUGUCAGUCAUUUCUACAUGUUGAUGAAGAGAAUCCAAUAAUAAACAAAAGUUUUUGCUUUGGAAAUAUUAAUUCAAUUCAAUUGAAACAGCAUUUUCCCUACACUUCAAGCGCCUCCAACAAAAUAAUGUACGAGAGUUUGGGCACAUACUUAAACUGCGUCCAACGUGCCUGGUCUGCCCAAGAUGGUAGUCUUGUUGCGUCGUUCGUGUCACUCAAAGACAAACAUGUGGCGAAUCGAAGCUUGCAAAUUGAAAUGCCUGAAAAUAUGGUCGCGCGAAUGGUGGAUGCACCAAUCGAUGAGAUUGUCAUUGCUCAUUUGAAGGUGCUGUACUACUUAACAUGCGAACCCAAAAACUACAUGGCCGCCUACAAAAGCCAGACAAUGUGUGCCAAGGCAGUUGUUGAAAUUCUAAAACAAUUGAAGGAGGAGAAUUGGUGUCUGCCCAUUAUGUAUGUGAUAUGUUUGGACUUGAGGUUAUUGGCACAGCGUUGCGAAGGUGUUGGUAAUACCUCGAAGCCUGGUGAGAUAUUAGAAAGUGCUGCAGAAUGUUUGAUGGCAUGCUUUCGGGUGUGCGCCGUGGACAACAGAUCAUCCGACGAGGAUACCAAACGGUUGGGUAUGCUGAAUCUGGUGAAUCAGUUGCUGAAAAUUUAUUUUCGAAUAAACAAAUUGAAUCUGUGCAAACCGCUGAUCCGGGCCAUUGACAGUUCAGCGUACAAGGAUCAGUUUCCGCUGUCGCAGCAAAUCACCUACAAAUACUUUGUUGGACGAAAGGCUAUGUUCGAUUCGGAUUACAGAAGUGCGGACGAAUUCCUGAGCUUUGCCUUCCAGAAUUGCCACCGGAAAUUUCCGAAAAACAAAAGAUUGAUUCUGAUUUACUUGGUGCCCGUUAAAAUGCUGCUGGGCUACAUGCCGAGAAAAGAAGUUCUCGAGAGGUAUGACGUACUACAAUUCCAUGAAUUGGCCAGUGCAAUUAAGGAUGGGAAUGUUCGACGAUUCGAUGAAGUGAUUCAACGCCACGAAACGUUUUUCAUCGAGCACGGCAUUUAUUUGAUAGUCGAAAAACUGAAGACCAUCGGCUAUCGUAAUCUAUUCAAAAAGGUUUAUCUGCUCACACAAACCCAUCAAUUGGACCUGCAACAUUUCCUCUGCGCCUUGGAGUAUGUUGGCGAAACGGAUAUUUCGAUGGACGAGACGCAUUGCAUUGUAGCCAAUCUGAUUCAUGAAGGGAAAAUCAAAGGUUACAUAUCACAUCAACACAACAAGUUGGUUGUGUCCAAACAAAAUCCGUUUCCUCCACUGAUGUCGUGAUGUGUCGUUUUUGUUGGCAUUUGAAAGAUUAAAUAAAAUGGUAAGUGAACUG